AUGUCUUGUAAAAGUAUUUUGGCAGAGGAAUACCUGACCAGCAGAUACAAGUAUGAAGAAGAGGCCAAGAAAAACACAGAGGAAGUUGCAGGCCAUUCAUUGGAUGACAGAGAGAAGGUGAAUGCACUUAUUUAAUUGUUCUUAUUUUUGUAAGCUCUGCUACAUAUUUUAUUAAGGGCUCUUGUGUGUAAAAAACAGGUGGAUUCACUUUUCAGAGAUGUCCAUGUAAAACUGACAUAUCAGAGUCUACGUUACCAGUUUCUCAGAUACAUUUCUUUUAACAGCAAGCCUUUUUGUGUAACAGUUUAUUCAGGGUAUGAUAAUCCUUUCCUUUUAAACUUACAGAAAUUGUUGGGUGAAGAGUUGACUGAGAAGUUCAUACCCUCACACCUGAUUUGUCCCCUCACCAACAAGAUGUUUGUUGACCCAGUGAAGAACCAGGAGGGAACCGUGUACGAGCGAAAGGCCAUUGGGAAACAUCUGAAGAAGUAAGCGUGUUACUGGAUUAUUCAUAUUGAUAAGUCAUUAUUUAUGAUUCAUAAUUAACGUGUUACUUUUAUAAAGUAAUCCAAAAAUAUUCAGCUAAUGUUGUUGUGUGGUUGUUUCAUUGGCUGCUUCUGAGUUUGUUUAAACACAGGCCACAUUCAUGUAUUAAUCGUGGGCUCAAAUAUUACUAAAUGACUGUUAGUUUAUUUACAAAAUACAUUUUUCGUAUUCCCUUACGUGCAGAACUGAAAUAACACAUUGCUAGCAACUAUGUGACAAUUCGGUGUCAGUAUUUUUUGUGUCACAUUGCAAUAGGCUUAGAAAGCCGACUGAUUGACAAUUCUUCAAACAGGAAAGUCUUCGCCAACUGUAAACAUUUUAAAAUGAAUUAACUAAUUAAAUUAAUUAUUUGACCACUAUUUUUUGAGAGUGGUUUACUGUCUUCCUAACUUUUACAGGACAUGUAUUGGGACUGAUCCCAAAACAAACAAGUUACUGACAUUAACUGAUCUCAAGCCAUACCAAGACAUGAGAAAAAUGGUGAGGGAUUAUCGCAAACAGCAAAUUGAGGAGACAGAUGCUUAA
Molecule: messenger RNA, 1071 nt
Organism: Coregonus sp. 'balchen'
Lineage: Eukaryota; Metazoa; Chordata; Actinopteri; Salmoniformes; Salmonidae
Source: the annotation of a GenBank genome assembly